GCAUCACCCCAGAGCCCCGUGCUUUUAUGCUGUCAGAUAAUUAGAGCCUGAACUUCGCUUCUUGUUUGCUGGGACCCUCACUUGGGUUUGCAGUACUGACCGCGGUCACCUCGUCUCCCCGCGUCUCCCUCACUACCCGGCACCCUCUUCACUCACAACUUCCAGACCCACCCUUUCAGGACCCUGCCCCUCCCAAGUUUCUCGAGGCCCUGUGUCUCCAGUACACUCUCCCAUCGUCUUCUCCUUAGGUCCCUGUGCCCCACUCACAUCCCCUCUGUCGCCUACACCCCGCCACAUUCUUGGUAGCCGUACCCUCUUCUGAGUUUUGUUUCUCCAUCUUUGCUCUGCGUUCAUCUCCUGGUUGAGUGUUUUGUAACGAGAAUUUUGGGCUUCUCUUUUCCUGGCAGAGUCCACCUGCAAAGAAUCACAUCAAGCAGCUACCUCCAUUGCCAGCCUGCUGCCCAGCCUGGGAAGGACCUCAUAGACUUGGCCACUUUUAGGCCUCACCCAUCCACCAGUGGGUGGACACCGCCCGGAGGUAGAUGAAGAGGAGGAGGUCGUGAUUGGGUGGCAAGAGAAGCUCUUCAGCCAGUUCGAAGUAGAUCUGUACCAAAAUGAAGCAGCCUGUCAGAGCCCUUUGGAUCAUCAGUACCGCCAAGAGAUUCUGAAGCUGGAGGAUCUGGAUGGCAGGAAGAACCGACGAAUCUUUACCUACACUGACUCUGAUAGAUACACCAAUUUGGAGGAGCACUGUCAGAAAAUGACCACCGCAGCCAGCGAAAUGCCGUCAUUCUUGGUCGAGCGAAUGGCAAAUGUCAGGCGGCGACGGCAGGACAGGCGAGGGAUGGAGGGUGGCAUCCUUAAGUCACGAAUCGUCACCUGGGAACCCUCAGAAGAGUUCAUCCGGAACAGCCAUGUCAUCAACACCCCUCUUCAGACAAUGUACAUCAUGGCAGACCUGGGUCCCUAUGGAAAGCUUGGCUAUAAGAAGUAUGAACAUGUCCUCUGUACUCUGAAGGUGGACAGUAAUGGUGUGAUCACAGUAAAACCUGACUUCACUGGCUCCAGAGGACCCUACAGAAUCGAGACAGACGGGGAGAAGCAGGAGCUGUGGAAGUAUACAAUUGACAGCGUGUCCUCCCUUGCACAGCCUGAGGAGGAAGAGCGGGAGCAGCGUGCGCUCAGGGACCUCUAUGGCCGGCACAAGGAGUAUCUCAACAGCCUCGUGGGCACUGACUUUGAGACGACGGUACCAGGUGCCCUCCGGCUCUUUGUAAAUGGAGAAGUAGUUUCAGCCCAAGGCUAUGAGUUUGACAAUCUUUACGUCCACUUCUUCGUGGAAUUGCCAACUACUAGCUGGUCAAGCCCAGCAUUCCAGCAGCUCUCAGGAAUAACACAGACCUGUGCCACCAAGUCCCUGGGAACGGAUAAUGUGGCUUACUUCUCCUACCCGUUCACGUUUGAGGCCUCCUUCCUCCACGAGGAUGAAUCUGCCGGUGCUCUCCCGGCAUGGCCUGUGCUCUACUGCGAGGUCCUCUCGCUGGACUUCUGGCAGAGGUAUCGCGUGGAAGGCUACGGGGCUGUGGUGCUGCCUGCCACCCCAGGCUCGCACACGCUGACAGUCCCUACGUGGAGGCCGCUGGAGCUGGGCCCGGCGGCCGAGCUCAGGAGGUUUUUCGUUGGUGGCUCUCUGGAACUGGAGGACCUCUCCUACGUGCGGAUACCAGGAACCUUCAAGGGGGAGCGUCUGAGCCGCUUUGGACUCCGCACAGAGACCACAGGCAGUGUCACCUUCCGCCUGCACUGUCUGCAGCAGUCCAGGGCCUUCAUGGAGUCAAGUUCUCUCCGGAAGAGGAUGAGGAGCGUGUUGGACCGUCUGGAGGGAUUCAGCCAGCAAAGUUCCAUUCACAACGUGCUAGAAGCCUUCCGUCGAGCCCGGCGCCGCAUGCAGGAGGCCCGAGAAAGCCUUCCCCAGGACCUCGUGAGCCCCUCGGGAACCACGGUCUCCUAGCUCACUGCAGUCCUGGCCCGCCGUGCACGAGGACAAGACGGGUGAUAUCCAAGGCCUGGGCCCUCUUCGUCUUUCUGAUUAGAGACCCCGCUGACCUGCUGAGAACCGGAAGAGCUGAGAAUCCUGGGCUGGACCCCUGCCUGGUCUUCAGCUGCUGGGUGGCAACAAAGCCAAAGACCCUGUGGCCCCCAUAUGGUCCCUGUCUUCAUAUGUCAGCCACUGCAAGUGACCAUCGCAACAAGACAGGCUUUUUGGUUUGAGACCAGUUUUGGGGAAAGGCCAAAGUUAGUUCUGUCCUCGACACAGCCUCCUUUCCGGCCUGUCUCAUGGUCUCAGUGGCAGAGGGCAGCAGUACCACCUGCUCCACACCUGCUUUACACAUGGAGGCCCGAGAAAGAAGGCGAGAGAGAUCUUACACUCCUGGCCUGGGACCCCAGCCUCCUCUUCCCAGGGUAGCCUCCCCUUCCUGCUGGGGGCUUGUUUCUGUAGUAAAUGAAGGCUGAAGGCAAAGCCCAGUCCUUUCUGCUAGCUAGCUGUCAUCUUUUAUUGUGUUUUUUGUACAUAAAAACUUUUUAUACUGAC
Molecule: messenger RNA, 2593 nt
Organism: Orcinus orca (killer whale)
Lineage: Eukaryota; Metazoa; Chordata; Mammalia; Artiodactyla; Delphinidae
Gene: MKS1
Product: MKS transition zone complex subunit 1
Exons: 17
Coding region: 761-2011 (416 amino acids)
Biological process (GO): cilium assembly
Cellular component (GO): MKS complex
Source: RefSeq, a predicted model, not a curated record